This is a messenger RNA of Talaromyces amestolkiae, 1068 nucleotides long. RefSeq lists its product as uncharacterized. The transcript has 3 exons. Bases 1 to 1068 code for a protein of 355 amino acids. The record is from RefSeq and is a predicted model, not a curated record. NCBI's taxonomy places the organism in Eukaryota, Fungi, Ascomycota, Eurotiomycetes, Eurotiales, Trichocomaceae. Gene Ontology annotation, molecular function: oxidoreductase activity.
AUGAAACAAUGGACGACUUUGAUGGACGGCAUCCACAGCCUCCAGCUGAACACAGUACCACAACCAAACGAAAUCAAAGACGACGAAGUCCUCGUUAAAAUUGAUCGCAUAGCUUUGAAUCAUCGCGAUGCAAAGAUAAUAAAUGGCGAUUUCAAUGACUCCUAUCCAACUCCAUCACAACCCUUAAUUCCAGCUUCCGAUGCUAGUGGCACAAUAGUGAAAGUUGGCGACUCCAUCACCGCCGCCGGAAAAUGGAAAAGGGGGGAUCGAGUCUUGAGUUUGAUGCGACCUACGCAUUUGACAGGGCCAACAACUCCCGAGCAUGCAGCUUCAGGAAUCGGGAUACCGGGAUCCGGUGUCCUGACAGAGUACCGCGUCUUUUCGGCAGAUGGGAUUGUUGCUAUUCCCGAUUAUAUGUCUCUCGAAGAAGCUUGUACUUUGCCUACCGCGGCGACUACAGCGUGGAUGGCAUUGAACUGGGAUCGGGAGAUUGGGAGACCACGGCGAGGUAAGGAUGUGGUUGUUUUGUUGCUUGGGACAGGAGGAGUGUCGAUUGCUGGGUUGCAGCAGGCUAAGGCAUUGGGAUUAACUGUUAUAAUCACGUCGUCCUCGGCUGCAAAGCUAGAACGUGCCCGUGAACUCGGCGCAAACCAUACAAUCAAUUAUAAAACCACACCGGAUUGGGCCGCCGAAGUACUACGCAUCACAGCCGGAAGGGGCGCAGACAUCAUAUUUGAGACUGGCGGUCCUGCGACAAUGGAGCAGAGUAUACGAUGCGUGGCAGCAGGGGGGAACAUUAACGCAAUUGGUGUGCUAUCGGGGACUACUGAUCAAGGAAAAGGUGCAGGUCAAGCUAUAGCCCUGAGCUUAAUAAGAAAGAAUGCCACUCUUAAGGGGAUCAAUGUCGGGCCUAGAGAUAGGACUGAGGAGAUGAUCAAGACUGUAUAUGAGCCGUUUCAGGUUCAUCCUGUGAUUGACCGUGUGUUUGGAUUUAAUGAGGCAAGAGAGGCGUUGGACUACCUGUAUGGGGGCUCGCAUUUAGGAAAGGUGAUUAUACAGGUGGAUUGA